Messenger RNA from Symphalangus syndactylus (siamang), 1732 nucleotides. RefSeq names its product olfactory receptor 2AT4. Lineage: Eukaryota; Metazoa; Chordata; Mammalia; Primates; Hylobatidae. Gene Ontology annotation, molecular function: olfactory receptor activity; G protein-coupled receptor activity. The record is from RefSeq and is a predicted model, not a curated record. Gene Ontology annotation, cellular component: membrane. Gene Ontology annotation, biological process: G protein-coupled receptor signaling pathway.
GCUCUUCCCAACCAAAGCCAACUGUGACGACUCUACACAAGACAUCAAGGCGGACCAGGAUUGGUAGGAGCCGAAGUCCAGACACCUAGCUUAAAUGGAGUCAGAAAGAACCACUACUCAAGGCAUACAAGAAAGAAACUUAAGAGUGUGAGCAGCUGCAUAUUACACACAGCCUUGGAGAAAGAAGCUCCUCAAUGGAACAUGAUGGAACUUUGAGUGAGUGCAAAAGUAGAGACAUGAGCUUAAGGACUUGAUUUAUGAGAUCUGACAUCAACCUAAACCACACAGCAUGGAACCUAAGAUGAAGACCAGAAGAAGCCUUUCCAAAGCACUUUCACAAUUAUAAUUCAACAAUCAACUGUUUAGAUGUGAUUUUCCCAGUAAAAUAUAAACUCUGGGAAGACAGGAACUUUGCCUGCCUUCUUCACUUGGAUCACUUCAUCACCUAAACAAAGCAUACAGACUUCUAUUUGGUUAUUAAUUAAUUAAUAAUCAAUAUUUGACAAAUUUUGGGUUCACAUGGUAAAAGUCAAUACCAUAGCCCCUCAUCAGUCCUCUACACUUGGUUGUAAAUAAUUGUGCUUAUAUUACCUACAGAGUAAACAUUAUAGCAUUAUCACUUCAGAAUCCUUUGUUUCUAUGGUUUCCAGUUGUUUCCAAUGUCUAGAUGUUCCAGCUGCCCAUCUCUGAGAAAUCCAGCUCUGUCUCACCAUGCAUGCCACAGCCUGUAAUGAAUCAGUGGAUGGCUCACCCAUCUUCUAUCUGGUGGGCAUCCCCUCUCUGCCAGAGACCUUCUUCCUUCCUGUGUUUUUUAUUUUCCUCCUCUUCUACCUUCUCAUCCUGAUGGAUAACGCCCUGAUCCUGGUGGCCGUGGUGGCAGAGCCCAGCCUCCACAAGCCCAUGUACUUCUUUCUGAUCAAUCUCUCCACCUUGGACAUCCUUUUCACCACAACCACUGUCCCCAAGAUGCUGUCCUUAUUCUUGCUUGGGGACCGCUUCCUCAGCUUUUCUUCCUGCUUACUGCAGAUGUACCUCUUCCAAAGUUUUACAUGUUCGGAAGCCUUCAUCCUGGUGGUCAUGGCCUAUGACCGCUAUGUGGCUAUCUGCCACCCACUGCACUACCCUGUCCUCAUGAACCCACAGACCAAUGCUACCUUGGCAGCCAGUGCCUGGCUAACUGCCCUCCUCCUGCCCAUCCCAGCAGUAGUAAGGACCUCCCAGAUGGCAUAUAACAGCAUUGCCUACAUCUACCACUGCUUCUGUGAUCAUCUGGCUGUGGUCCAGGCCUCCUGCUCUGACACCACCCCCCAGACCCUCAUGGGCUUCUGCAUCGCCAUGGUGGUGUCUUUCCUCCCCCUUCUCCUGGUGCUUCUCUCCUAUGCCCACAUCUUGACCACGGUGCUUCGCAUCAACUCCCAAGAAGGACGCUCCAAAGCCUUCUCCACCUGCAGCUCCCACCUCCUGGUGGUGGGCACCUACUACUCAUCUAUUGCCAUAGCCUAUGUGGCCUACAGGGCUGACCUGCCCCUAGACUUCCACAUCAUGGGCAAUGUGGUAUAUGCCAUUCUCACACCUGUUCUCAACCCCCUCAUUUACACUCUGAGAAACAGGGAUGUAAAGGCAGCCAUCACCAAAAUCAUCUCUCCAGACCCAGGCUGUGACAGGAGCAUUUGACCUUUAAAUGCAGCUAAUUCUGCUUCUAGGACACCAAAUAACAGUGCUUAGCACAGAG